ACAGCUGCACGCCUGUUCCGCGCCACGGCACGCCGCUCUAUUGUUGCGACAGAGAGAGACACACACCCAUUGUGUGACAGAGCGAGACCGACAUAGCGCCAGAGGAGGGGCGCAGGCUGUACAAGCCGGCCUCUCAUUGGCCCGCCGCACGCCGCCCAGAAACCCCACCCCCCGCGCUCCGAUACCCACAAGGCCCCGAUACUGACUCGCCAGUCUAUCGUCCGUCUCCGACGUGACACAAUCACCUCCUCGUCUGUGCUCAUUCACCGCUUUGUGCCAUACUUGUCCAUAGAGCUAAUGCUCUAACAGAACUUACGACUUAUUAAUUCAAGUUAUAAUCGCUAUGUCGACUUUAAGUCAUCACCCGUACGCGUUCUCCAUGCACCCUGGCAUGUUGCCGGAGUACCCCAGCGCGCCACAACCACUGCCAGCUACAUCGCCGCAGUCCGAGGGUCACAUCAAGAGACCCAUGAACGCAUUCAUGGUGUGGUCUAGGCUGCAGAGGCGCCAGAUCGCUAAGGACAACCCAAAAAUGCAUAACUCGGAGAUCUCCAAGAGACUUGGUGCGGAGUGGAAGUUGCUCUCUGAGAUGCAGAAGCGGCCAUUCAUAGAUGAAGCUAAGAGAUUGAGAGCCCUGCACAUGAAGGAGCACCCGGACUACAAGUACAGGCCCCGCAGGAAGCCCAAGCCCCCAACGCAGGGAGGAGCUCCUGGUGCUGGUGCCUUCCCUAGCUUCCCACUGCCAUACUUCGCCGGUCCAGCUCCUGGAGUAGGCCACUUGGAUGCUCUGUCAUACUCCGCUGUGCCACCGUACUUCCCGCAUCAAUUGGAUCAUCUGCAGUUCUCCAAGCUGAUGGCUCCGACGGAAAAAUUGCCGACGGUGUCAUCGUCCGCAGCUGCCGUCGUGUCAUCGUUCUACUCGUCACUGUACACAUCACCGGCGGCUCCCCCGAAGCCUUUCCCUUCUUCACUGUUCCCUCAGUACGGAGCAGCUCCUUCGUCACCAGUGUCUCCUGUCACACCCACGCAGCACAGCCCACAUGACGACCAGCUGAGGCGGCCCGUGUCGGUCAUAUAUUGAAGACCAACCUGCCUUCCUUGAAGGAUCUCAUCCUUCGAGGUUCGGCACCUCCGCACGAGCCGGAGCCAGCAGUUUAAGUGCGACGGACUGUGAACAAGAAUCUAUUGAACAUUUAUUUAUUUCUAGAGUUAAAAAUUAAUGAUGUAAAGUGAGUUUCAUAUCAAGUGGCUUGUAAAUAUGUUAAGGUAGACCCGCGAGGGACGAGUUGAGUUAACUGUGAUUAAUUUUGUUUUUGAUGCGUCUAUAAAUAUUUAAGGUAAAGUAGCGCCGGUUCGUUAGUUAUGUGAAGUGAGAUUGGUACCAAAAAGAGAUUAUUUUCUAUAGGUGUCUCAUGUAGCCGAAUAGUUAAGUCGUGUACGGUCAACCCUGUAUCUUGUUUUAGUGCUAACAUUCGUCAGUUUGUUGAGUUAUUUGUUUCUUACCAGUGUCUGCAGGGUUGGCUCUCUUUACUUAUUCCAUGUAUAAUUUAUUUAUUGGUUCCAAUUGUAGAUGUAAUUUAAGAACUAGUUGUCUUAAUCUUAAGUCAUUAGUACAUCUCAAAAUGUAUAUAAUAGUGUAUUAAUUGAAUUAAUCGAUGUCAGUACCAACGAUGUAUUAUAGUAUUUGAGAAAAUAACUUUGUUAAAUGCCAUACAAAAUAAACACUAAAUUGUU
Molecule: messenger RNA, 1734 nt
Organism: Spodoptera litura
Lineage: Eukaryota; Metazoa; Arthropoda; Insecta; Lepidoptera; Noctuidae
Product: SOX domain-containing protein dichaete
Biological process (GO): positive regulation of transcription by RNA polymerase II; cell differentiation
Cellular component (GO): nucleus
Molecular function (GO): RNA polymerase II cis-regulatory region sequence-specific DNA binding; DNA-binding transcription activator activity, RNA polymerase II-specific
Source: RefSeq, a predicted model, not a curated record